Geosmithia morbida is the source of this 1686-nucleotide messenger RNA. Its product is annotated as Major Facilitator Superfamily. The transcript is spliced from 7 exons. The record is from RefSeq and is a predicted model, not a curated record. Gene Ontology annotation, biological process: transmembrane transport. Bases 1 to 1686 code for a protein of 561 amino acids. Gene Ontology annotation, molecular function: transmembrane transporter activity. Lineage: Eukaryota; Fungi; Ascomycota; Sordariomycetes; Hypocreales; Bionectriaceae. Gene Ontology annotation, cellular component: membrane.
AUGGCGACCACGAAUGAGGCUACGCCGCUGAUCCGUCGGUCUAGCGCGGAUUCGCUGCCAAACUCGGUGUCUGCUCGGUCUGGAUCUGAUUCCCAAUCACCAUCACCGUCAUGGCUCAGCCGUGCAUUGGGCGUCGAGAAUCUCAUCCUCUUUGCUGGCUUUCUCAUCACCCUCUCCUUUAGCUUCACUCAAGUGCCCAACUCUGACUCCCUCUCAGGAACCCUCAACCUCUUCGUAACAGGCUGGAUGGUCAAGAAGUUCGGCCCCCGAUCUUCCCUGAUCGCUCAGACCGUCAUCCCGGCCAUCCGCGUGGCCACCCAGAUCCUCGGCGUUGUCGCCGGUAAGAGCACGGGAAUGAUCAUCAUCCAGGCCACCCAGGCCAUUACCGUCAUCGGUGGACCGGCCGGCUACAUCCUCGUCAUCAACAUCAUCGCCGGCGAAGUCGUUGAACCAAAGCGUCGUACCGCAGUAUUUGGCCAACUCCAGGGCUGCAUCAUGCUGGGGCAAGGAAUCGGAUUCCUGAUCGGUGGUAUGAUUGGCGACGCCAUCGACAUCCGCGCCCCCUUUGACGUCGCCUUCGUCUUCUUCCUCGUAGCAUCCGUCUACGUCCGCUUCGCCCUGCCGUACAUCCCGCCCGACUCCUUGUCAGACGCCAAGAAGGCCGACCGAGAGGGAGGCAUCGCCGGCUUCCUAGCCCCCUUGCGUAUUCUCGUCCCGCAGCGCCUGCGACUGGCCAGCGGCGCCGUCCGCAGACACUAUGGCGUCAUCUUUCUCUGCAGUGGCAUCUUUGUCGGAGUCCUUGCGACCGGAUACGCCCCCUUCCUCAUUCAAAUCUACGCCACCGCCGCCUUCGAGUUCGACCAGGCAGCCAACGGAUGGCUCAUGGCCGAAUUCGCCCUCAUGCGGAGCAUCUUUCUCAUCUUCAUGUUUCCCCCCAUCAUCAACUGGGGAAGGCGGCGAUGGACACCAGCCACCCGCGACGCCAAGGGUGAUGCUACCGCUCCUGCUGCCAUCGCCAUCAGCACCACUGAGGAAGAGCGAGGAGGAGAAGAGCAGAGGCUAGUCUGCCCCAGUGACGACGACGACAGAACGAUCAUCCCUACUUCCCCAGGCGACUUUGACGCCGCGCCGGGUGAGCAGACGGACAUGGAACCCGUCAAGGCCCCCGCCCUCGGCACAAAGGAGACGUACCUCUUCGACCUGGUUCUUCUGCGAUGGAGCCUAGUGGUGGAUGGUGCCCUGACUACCGUUGCCGCUUUUGCUACCAAGUCAUGGCAUAUCUACUUUGCCGCCUUCCUCCUUCCCCUAGGCUCCGGCUCCGCCCCCGCGGCAAAGGGUGUCAUCACGGAAAUGUGUCCCGAGUCGCAGCGCGCAGACGCCCUCAACGCCGUCACGCUGAUCGAGAACGUCGCCCGUCUCGCCACCCAGGGUUUCUUCGGUUUCGUCUUUGCCAGUCUUGCCGAAGCUGGCAAGGCCUAUGUUACUUUCUAUAUCAAUGCUGCCGUUGCCGUCAUCGCAACCGGUAUCCUCCUCUUCUCCCAUUUCCCUCCUGAGGGGAGCAGACUUCUCGAAGACGACGAGCUUGACCAUCACGUUUAUGAGCAGGCACCUCUAUCUCAAGAUUCUACCGCUGCACCCAAUACCCCUCGUGAACCUGAUCAGGAGGAAGAUCAUCAACAGCAAUGA